AUGGCAACAGUUGUUUCCCAAGUAGCCGUGAAUCAGGAAAAGCCUGUUGAUAGAGAGAAGACUUGCCCUCUACUUCUGCGUGUUUUCUGUGCUAAUGGUAGACAUAACCCCAUUUCGGACUACAUGAGAGGUGGUGUGCCAGCGAACGAGUUGCAGAUGUACACCUGGAUGGAUUGCACUCUUCGAGAGUUGACGUCACUUAUCAAGGAGGUCAACCCGGAUGCUCGUCGUAGGGGAACCACGUUUGAUUUUUCAAUAGUAGCACCUGAUCGAAUGAACAACCGUUAUACAAUCCGUGAUAUUGGGAACACCAUGAACGGCCAGAGAGGAGUUGACGAUGGGAAAUCAUUGGCAAUGUGCAAAUUUGAAAUUGGCGACUUUAUCGAUGUUGCUAUCACAAUGCCAGGAGUUGGGCCAGCAUCAGUGAGGAGGUAUGGGUCGUACGGUGGAGGCAUGAGACGCAACGGUGAUGACUUCGAUCGUGAGAGGAGAAGAUUCAGCCCUGUGCGAGACAGGUACUAA
This is a messenger RNA of Angiostrongylus costaricensis, 522 nucleotides long. NCBI's taxonomy places the organism in Eukaryota, Metazoa, Nematoda, Chromadorea, Rhabditida, Metastrongylidae. The record is from the annotation of a GenBank genome assembly.